Eupeodes corollae is the source of this 4268-nucleotide messenger RNA. RefSeq names its product lethal(3)malignant brain tumor-like protein 4 (gene l(3)mbt). The record is from RefSeq and is a predicted model, not a curated record. Gene Ontology annotation, cellular component: nucleus. NCBI's taxonomy places the organism in Eukaryota, Metazoa, Arthropoda, Insecta, Diptera, Syrphidae. Bases 498 to 4205 code for a protein of 1235 amino acids. Gene Ontology annotation, biological process: regulation of DNA-templated transcription. The transcript is spliced from 7 exons. Gene Ontology annotation, molecular function: zinc ion binding.
GUCAAAAAUUAAAUAUGUCCUAGAAUAGUUAUGAUUCAUUCGCCAUUUUCCGGUUCAUCCCAUCCAUUACAAUUCAUUCGAUCUGUCAAAAUCAUAUCUCUAGCUGAAAAAAUAAAAUAAUCAUUUACCACUGUGCACAGUCGCUUGCUGCAUUAAGGACGAUUUUCCUCCCAAAAACAAAUAAUAAAUUCCUAAACAAAAACAAAAAAAAAUAUCGAUUUAAGUAGAAAAAUUAUUUUUCUUUUUAAAUGUUUCCUUCAUUUAUUCUUAAUUCAGUGUAAACAAAUUCAAAUUCAAUGGAAGAACUGCAGUCUUGUGUUCAACAAAGCUACUGACAUUUCUACACUAGAUGACUCUGCCUGUCGAAUACAUCAGAAUUCGUCGGUUUUGUUGAUAAAAAGAGAAGCAAAAAAUAAUUGCAUAAAUAUUUUCAAAGUGUAAUAAAUGAAAUGUUGCAUUCAGUCUAUGGAUUUAUAUAACUUAAAACUAUCGCAAAAAUGAAUCCAAUCGAAACGACGACAACAACAACAGAACAUUCUUUACAUAAACGAAUACUGGUACCUGGUGCUGGUACUGGUGGGACAAGCGGUAGCGGCGGCGGUGGCGUUUCCUCUCACAUUUCUAAUAAUUUAAUUGAAAUAAAAGAUCAGAAAAUGAUCACACCAGCUCUUUUUGGAGAUAAGGCUUUAAUUAAGCAAGUCAUUGGUGUUGGCCCGUCUAAUAACCCAAACCAAAACCAACAAUCAGUUCUGAAGAAAAUUGCUACAAAUAUUCAAGCACCAACUACAGCAACAUCAACAUUUAUAACUUCCACAUCAAACAGUAUCGUUAAGGCAAUAGCUCGACCUAAUGCUGACGCGGUUGUCAAAUCACAGCAACAAAAUCAGCAGCAAUCUUCAUCUUUAGUUCGGAGCAGCGAUUGCAAAUCGCAGAAGCAACAGCCACUGCAAAUUGGCAUAGGUACCUCGACUGUAGUAACCACCUCUCCUGUCGUUGGCCAACAAAGCCUUAUUAAGCUGCCAACCCCAAUAUUGGAAAAACAUACAUUCAUAAAAAGACCUCUUCCAAUGAUUCAACAUAAGACUUUUACAUCGCCAACCACUUCCAUUGGAAUGCAGCAAACAUCGCCAAACAGUCAUAUUAUUUAUAAAACAUUAAAUGGAAACUCGAACUCAGCAAGCAGUUGUAAUAAGAAUUUCACUCCAACAUUAUUGCAAAGACCAACGGCUGAACAAUUGACAAAAAGGCGUCAAAGUUUUAGAGAUGUUCAAAUAAAAACUAGCGCCGCACAAUUAACUAAAAGACGUGCAAGUAUCAGAGAUAUUCAAAUAAUACCUGCCAAUAACAUGGACAGCAAACCAAUGACUAUCAUACGAACCUGUCAUAAUAGCUCCGAAACACCAUCACCAAUGGAAGUAACGCAAAUUUCGUCAACUGUAACUUUAACUAAAAGUGCAACAAUGAGCUGCAAACAAACAAAAAAUAUACCACCUUUGGUGUCGAUUGACAAGAAAAACUAUCCUAAACAAGGAAAAACUGUUUUUGGAAAUGGCGCAGAACAUCGAAUGUCACUAGAUGAAUCUGCCAACGCCAACGAAGGUGGUCAAAAGAGUUUGCUCAUUAAACGACAGCCUUCCCCUACAAAUAUUUUGAAGACACCACCAAAAACACCACCUGGUUAUCCAGUCAAGACUCGGCAGCAGUCUUUAUUGAAAGUAAACAGUCUGGCACGAUUAUUGCAUACCAGUCCCAGAACCAAGCGUUCAAAAUCAAUGACAGCUGUGUCAAAUCCAAUCAAAAAACGUGGUCGGCCUCGUAAAAAUAGGCGACUCUCAACCGCUUCCGAUGGAGAAUUAUUGCAAAAAGCCGUUGAACAACUCACUUUGGAAGAAGCAACUAAAAUAAAGAGGGAACCUACGUCGUCGUCUGCAGUUGUCGUAACGCCAAAUGUCGCAAGUACGUCUUUACUUUGCAAUGAAAAAGUAGAAAUGAUUCCAUCGUCGAGUAGUAACAACAGUAGCUUUGAAAUAACUCCUCAAAAAGAGUCCAAGGAAGCGACAAAGCCUGUGGAAAGGACAUCUGUAUACUCUAACCCUGCCCAUAUGAACAUGGUUCUGGGAAUGCUAUCAACUUUCAAUAUGCUCACUUGGAAAGAACGAGUUGGCAUUUGCAAACAAAGUGAAAUGAGAUUUCAAUUGAACGAAUUAAAUCUGGUUCAGAUUGCUGAAAAAUGUCAACAAAGAAAUAAGCCCCAUACGGCUUAUGAGAAGCCUAUUUUCGAACGUAAUUCGACUGCCAAGAGUUCUGACCAUUCAAAUGCUUUGUACUGCUGUCGACGAUGUGAGUGCCAUGGAUCUGCCGUUGAUUUCCUUGCGCCUGAUUUUUGUUCAUACGACUGCUUUAGGCGCGAAACGCGCAAACGAUCAAAAAUUUCCAUUAAAUCUCGCGAAAAAGAAGUUCGAGAACGAUUUAAGAAAAUCAAAACAUCUCCGCAGCCCACCAUCGUCGUUAGUCCUGAAAUACAAAUUAAACCAAAACGUUUCUUCACUUGGGCCUCAUACUUGAGCACAACCAAUGCCCAGCCGGCUCCCGUUGAUCUAUUUCUAAAUCCUUACCCAUGCGGAGAUAACUUAUUUGAAGUUGGGAUGAAACUUGAAGCCAUUGAUCCAGAGCAUAAUUCCUUGUUCUGUGUCUGUACUGUAGUCGAGAAGAAAGGUUAUCGUCUGAAGUUGCAAUUUGAUGGUUAUUCUAAGAUUCACAACUUUUGGGUGAAUGCUGAUUCCAUGGACAUAUUUCCACCAGGUUGGUGUUCAAAAACAAAUCGAGUACUGCAGCCACCCAAAGGUAUGAACUUAUUGACAUUCAAUUGGCCAACGUAUCUGAAUAGCACCAAUUCCAAGCCGGCGUUAAGAAGUCUAUUUACGCAUUUAAAUUCGUCGUCAAAGAGAAAUCCUUUCAAAGUUGGUAUGCGCCUGGAAGCAAUCGAUCUAAAGAAUACAGGAAAAGUUUGCGUUGCCACAGUUGCUGAUGUUUUGGACAAUCGAAUAUUGGUGCACUUUGAUGGUUGGGAUGAGAGUUAUGACUAUUGGAUUGACAUAAAUUCGCCCUACAUACAUCCCAUUGGUUGGCACAAGCAAAACAACUUGGAACUUGUUCCGCCACCCGACUGGGAUGAGUUCUUCGAUUGGCCAGAAUACCUUGAGUUUAUGCGUAGCGAAGCAGCUUGGCCAGCGAUGUUCUUACGACGUGAUCCGAUUGAGUUCAGUACUGGAAUGAAAUUGGAAGUUGUCGAUUUUAAAAAUCCAGCGCUCAUUCGUCCCGCAACAGUGUUGUGUCGAGAUGAGUAUAAAGUGUUGGUACACUUGGAUGGCUGGCCCAAUGAAUUGACAUAUUGGGUUAAUGAUGAUAGCCCAGAUAUACAUCCCAUAAGGUGGGCAGAAGAAACUGGUCAUGAUUUAGAACCACCACCAGAUUUUGAACAACUGAAUGUAGUGAUGCCAUGUCCGGUAUAUGGUUGUCGUGGAAUUGGCCAUGCAAAACGUGUUGAUGUUUAUUUCCAUGCUAACAUGGACACCUGUCCAUACGAAGCAAAGAAUUGGAGUAUAGAAAUUGAGCGACCAUCGCGAGUAGAUGAAGUUGGGAGGUAUACAUACGAGGAAAAAUUGUUAAUCAAACAAGAUACUGAAUUUCAACCAUCCGAAUUCGAUGAACAUUUAAAGCAAGAAUUUGAAAAAAAGAAAUCGCAUUCUGAAAAGAAACGGUCUACUGAAAAAAGAAAGUCAACCCCAACCAGCACAACUACCACUGCAGCAACCACCGCCAUCAAAGUUGAAAAACAGCAACAGAGUGAACCUACAUUGGAAAAAGAAAUUAAGAUAGCUCGUGAAUAUCUUUGUGAUUAUGGUCCAAGACUUAAACAAAACUACAUCAUUUGGCGUGAUAAUGGCAAUUUCAGUUCGUCUUGCAUCAAAAAGAAUCCACUCGAGUGGACAACAGACGAAACAGCUCAUUAUAUAUCCACAAAGUGCCAUCCUAUCGGACAUCUCUUUAAGCGCGAAGAUAUAGAUGGAGCAGCUCUGCUAAGCAUGCAUCAAUCAGAUCUCACAGACAUUUUGAAACUUAAAUUGGGUCCAUCCAUUAAAAUCUUUUCGCAUAUAUUGCACCUGAGACAACAAGUGGUUUCGAGGUUUAUCAAAACCACUUAAUAAUCGACUGAUACUUAAAACGUAUUAAUUUAUAAACAAUCUAAAUCCUCCAUUUAUUGCCCA